Molecule: messenger RNA, 1230 nt
Organism: Didymodactylos carnosus
Lineage: Eukaryota; Metazoa; Rotifera; Eurotatoria; Philodinida; Philodinidae
Source: the annotation of a GenBank genome assembly
AUGAGAAAUCUGGGUACGAUUUAUGCAUGGCAAAAGGAACAUGGCGGAGAAACCUCAGAGUUUGACGAGUUUGAUAACCCGUACCCAUUUGACCCGCGCAUUUACGUGAACGGUCAUUGUUUUGAAGUUGGUUAUCGUUAUUCACAAUUGAAAUAUUUGGGCGAUGGCGCGUUUGGUAAAGUUGUUUCUGCCUAUGAUUCAAUAACCGGUCGAUAUGUUGCGAUCAAAAAAAUUCAAUUACCAUCGGAAAAUCGGUUAUAUUGGACACGAACAUUGCGUGAAUUAUGUAUUCUACAUGCAGUAGAGCAUGAUAAUGCUGUUCGCCUAUUAAAUUGUUUCACAAACGCAAAAAGUGCCGAAAACAUGGAAGAUGUUUAUUUUGUAUUUAAUCUGAUGGAUAUGGAUUUACAUGAAAUAAUCAAACAACAUCGAAAAGAAGGCAAUACAUUAACGCCACAACAUGUUCAAUUCUUAAUGUAUCAACUUGUCAGAGGUGUCAAAUUUAUUCAUUCAGCAAAUAUAAUGCAUAGAGAUUUGAAACCCUCGAAUAUAUUUGUUACAAAACAAUGUGAUCUGAGAUUAGGCGAUUUUGGCCUCGCCAGAAUACCAGAAGCAGAUGAUGGACAAAUGACCGAAUACGUUGCAACGCGUUGGUAUCGAGCUCCGGAGUUGAUGCUUGCUGGUGGUCAUUACGACCGAAGUGCAGACAUGUGGAGUGUUGGAUGCAUAUUUGGCGAAUUACUACGUGGACAACCUCUAUUUCCCGGUACUCAUUAUGCAAAUCAAUUGGAUUUGAUAUUUCAAGGUAUCGGUUAUCCAAAAGAUCCACAACAAGAUCUGAAAUGGUUACCAGAAAAAGCGAAAAAUUACGUUAUUAAACGUUAUCAAAAAUGUAAAACAUCAUUGACUGAAACAUUUAAUUUCACAAAACCAGCAACAACAUCAGUCAAUAAAGCAACAACUUUAGAUGUUUUAGCUAUCGAUUUAUUGGAAAAAAUGUUACAAUUUACACCGUCGAAACGGAUAUCAGCAGAUGAUGCUAUUAGACAUCCAUACUUUGGCAUAUAUCGUGAUUUUGAAGACGAGCCCACAUCCACGCAUGAAUUCAAAUUAGAUCUCAAUCGUUUUUCGUUGUAUGAACUUAAAGAACUAUUAUUUAAGAAAGUCAGUCAUAUUGGCGACGAAUUAGGUCGCAGAUUGAUAAAUGGAGAUCCCGCUUUGAACAUGUGA